Venturia canescens is the source of this 761-nucleotide messenger RNA. It is a transcript of the gene RpL26, whose product is annotated as ribosomal protein L26. Gene Ontology annotation, biological process: cytoplasmic translation; ribosomal large subunit biogenesis. The transcript has 4 exons. Gene Ontology annotation, cellular component: ribosome; cytosolic large ribosomal subunit. The coding region runs from base 16 to 696 and encodes 226 amino acids. The record is from RefSeq and is a predicted model, not a curated record. Lineage: Eukaryota; Metazoa; Arthropoda; Insecta; Hymenoptera; Ichneumonidae. Gene Ontology annotation, molecular function: RNA binding; structural constituent of ribosome.
UUCUUCUUUUGUUUAAUGAAAAAAAAAAUCAUUAAACUUUUCAUUCAUAAAAUUCGUAACCGACAAAUUGCGCUCCGAUCAGGCGUUCGAAUUCAUGCCUGUCGUCUCGAAACAUAUUCCUCGACUUACGACACGCGUCGCUUAUCCUACAGUGGCGCUCACGUCUAUAUACUACAUAGCACAACUUUCGAUAAUUCUUCCGGUUUCCCUUGCGGUUGUAUCUCCCAUCAUCGGAGACGAGACAGCAAAAUGAAGUUCAACAAACUGGUAUCCUUCUCGAGGAGGAAAAACCGCAAGAGGCAUUUUACCGCACCUUCUCAUAUACGACGUCGUUUAAUGUCCGCUCCACUCUCGAAAGAGCUUCGCCUCAAGUACAACGUGCGUUCCAUGCCCAUCCGUAAAGACGAUGAAGUCCAGGUAGUGAGAGGACAUUACAAGGGUCAGCAAGUGGGCAAGGUAAUCCAGGUGUAUAGAAAGAAAUUUGUUAUAUACAUCGAGAGGAUCCAGAGAGAAAAAGCCAACAGCGCCAGUGUGUAUGUCGGCAUCGAUCCUUCCAAGACUGUCAUCGUAAAACUGAAGAUGGACAAGGACCGUAAAAAGAUCAUAGACAGACGUAGCAAGGGUCGUCUGGCUGCAUUGGGCAAGGACAAGGGCAAGUAUACCGAGGAAACUACAGCUGCUAUGGAGAGCUCGUAAAUGUCUUGUGUCUGUCACAUGUUUACAAAUAAAAACUAAAAAACCACAAAAAAAUUGAAACAAAA